AUGACAUCCUUUCUCCGCCAGAUCGUGGCUGGUCCGCGAUUGCAACACCCAGAAGCUGGUCUGGAUCUAUGCUAUGUGACAGAUAAUCUCAUCGCGACGUCUGGCCCCUCCUCUACAUACCCCCAGCGUGCCUAUCGUAAUCCGACCGACGCCUUAGUGCGCUUCCUAGACUCCAAACAUGGAGAAAAUUGGUACAUUUGGGAGUUCCGGGCCGAAGGCACGGGAUAUCCUGAUUCUGAAGUGUAUGGACGGAUCCAUCAUUUCCCAUGGCCGGACCAUCACCCGCCACCAUUUGCGUUGAUCCCACCCAUCAUGGCGACCAUGCGAAAUUGGCUACAAGGAGCAGACACAGAGGGCAAGCAGCAAACAAAGGGGGAAAGGGUGGCGGUGGUGCACUGUAAGGCAGGUAAAGGACGCAGUGGGACCGUCGCCUGCAGCUAUUUGAUCAGCCAGGAAGGCUGGAAGAUGGAAGACGCGCUGCAACGGUUCACCGAACGAAGAAUGAAAGUCGGGUUUGGGAAUGGCGUCAGCAUUCCGAGCCAGAUACGCUGGGUUGGCUAUGUUAACCGGUGGGCGAAUCAAAUGGACAACGUCUACGUGGAGCGGCCGGUGGAGAUCCUCGAGAUACACGUCUGGGGAUUGAGGGAUGGGGUUAAGGUCGCCGUGGAGGGCUACGUGGAUGAAGGCAAGAAGAUCAAGUGCUUUCAUCUUUUCAAGCGCAGUGAGCGCAUAAUCGUCGAUGACGGGAAGACCGUCCCGGUCAGUAAUCCACGGAGGGUGAAUUUGCAGAAAGUGACGCCGGCAAGUUCUUCUCUAUCGUCCUCAUCUAUAAAUAUACCCGUUCGGCCGACAGAGACUGUUACAUCACCGACGUCCCCAGGUGAAUUGGAAAGACCUCCGACUACUAUUAAGCAGAUAUCUGCUGUCAUUUUGCGGCCGAGCCAACCGGUGAUUCUGCCUACAUCUGAUGUGAACAUCGAUUUCGAGCGGCACACCAAAGCCGCUUACACAGGCUGGGCAAUGGUGACGUCCAUUGCGCACGUCUGGUUCAACGCCUACUUCGAAGGGGGUGACAAGCACGACUCUGGAGUCUUCGAGGCGGAGUGGGACUCUCUCGACGGGAUUAAGGGGAGUAAGAUGAAGGGGACGAAGGCUCUUGAGCGGGUGAAGGUUGUAUGGCGAUACCCUUCGUCCACGCAGGUCGGAGUACCAGAGCCGGAGAAGAAGGGGAAGGAAGCAAAGGACGCUGCGACACCUGGAAAGGUCAUCUCGCUCCCGAAACCAGGAGAACCCGUUCCAGAGAGCCAUGCUGCAGAUUGGCGUGGUGAAACUGUGACCCGUGACGAAGACUGUCAGUCCUCGCGGGAUCAGAGGAAUAAUCCUUUAUAUCCGCCCGUCCCUUCUAGGGAAACCUCGCAGAAGAAGAGCAAUCCACUCUUCCGGAAACUCAGCAGGAAGAAGCCUGGAAACGAGCCCAACGGUGUGGCUGGACUAGGGCUGCGUAAACAGACCACGGCCCGUCGAGAUAUCAGCCUCGCAACAAGCGUCGAGGACUUGAAACAACAGGAGGAAGAGGAGCAAGAUUUGGGACAGAAGGUCCAAGAGGAGAAAAGAGAGAAGGAAGAGGCAGACACCGAUAUGGAGGGCGUCAAGUCUUACUUCAAGGAUGAGAAGGACAAUGGCAACGUCGUCACCACAGACCCAAAGCCAGAGACAUCGCAAACAGCAGCGGCAGCAUCGUCUAGCAAGGGUUGCUCCGAUCCUCUAGACGGAGGACAUGAUCUGCUCUCCCCCUCCCCUUGA
Molecule: messenger RNA, 1803 nt
Organism: Rasamsonia emersonii CBS 393.64
Lineage: Eukaryota; Fungi; Ascomycota; Eurotiomycetes; Eurotiales; Trichocomaceae
Product: Phosphoinositide phosphatase Pten/Tep1
Exons: 4
Coding region: 1-1803 (600 amino acids)
Biological process (GO): protein dephosphorylation; cell motility; phosphatidylinositol dephosphorylation
Cellular component (GO): cytosol; cell projection; plasma membrane
Molecular function (GO): phosphatidylinositol-3,4,5-trisphosphate 3-phosphatase activity; protein tyrosine/serine/threonine phosphatase activity; protein tyrosine phosphatase activity
Source: RefSeq, a predicted model, not a curated record